AUGGCAAAGAUCAAGAUUGGGAUUAAUGGGUUUGGAAGGAUCGGUCGCUUGGUUGCGAGGGUUGCUCUGCAAAGAGAUGAUGUAGAGCUUGUUGCUGUUAAUGAUCCAUUCAUCAGCACUGAUUACAUGACAUACAUGUUUAAGUAUGACAGUGUCCAUGGACACUGGAAGCAUAAUGAGGUGAAGCUGAAGGAUGAAAAGACCCUUCUUUUUGGUGAUAAGCCGGUCACUGUGUUCGGCUACCGGAACCCUGAAGAGAUCCCAUGGGCUGCAGCUGGGGCUGAGUUUGUUGUGGAGUCUACUGGAGUCUUCACUGACAAGGAUAAGGCUGCUGCUCACUUGAAGGGUGGGGCCAAGAAAGUUGUGAUAUCUGCCCCCAGCAAAGAUGCACCAAUGUUUGUUGUGGGUGUCAAUGAGAAGGAAUACAAAUCCGAGUUGAACAUCGUCUCAAAUGCUAGCUGCACCACAAAUUGCCUUGCCCCAUUGGCUAAGGUUAUUAAUGAUAGGUUUGGCAUUGUGGAGGGCCUCAUGACCACUGUCCACUCAAUUACUGCUACUCAAAAGACUGUGGAUGGCCCAUCGAGCAAGGACUGGAGAGGUGGAAGGGCUGCCUCGUUCAACAUCAUUCCCAGCAGCACUGGUGCUGCCAAGGCGGUUGGGAAAGUGCUUCCGGCUCUAAACGGCAAACUAACGGGCAUGUCUUUCCGAGUCCCCACCGUUGAUGUCUCUGUUGUUGACCUGACAGUAAGGCUGGAGAAAGAGGCCACAUAUGAAGAAAUAAAAAAUGCCAUCAAGGAAGAAUCUGAGAACAAGCUCAAGGGCAUCUUGGGUUACACUGAAGAUGAUGUUGUGUCCACCGAUUUUGUGGGUGAUAGCAGGUCGAGCAUAUUUGACGCCAAGGCUGGAAUUGCACUGAGCAGUAAAUUCGUGAAGCUCGUGUCGUGGUACGAUAACGAAUGGGGUUACAGCUCUCGUGUGAUCGACCUCAUUGUCCACAUGGCUUCUGUUGCCUGA
Messenger RNA from Striga hermonthica, 1014 nucleotides. The record is from the annotation of a GenBank genome assembly. Lineage: Eukaryota; Viridiplantae; Streptophyta; Magnoliopsida; Lamiales; Orobanchaceae.